Messenger RNA from Danio aesculapii, 1947 nucleotides. Its product is annotated as ribonuclease inhibitor-like. The record is from RefSeq and is a predicted model, not a curated record. The coding region runs from base 1 to 1245 and encodes 414 amino acids. The transcript has 6 exons. Lineage: Eukaryota; Metazoa; Chordata; Actinopteri; Cypriniformes; Danionidae. Gene Ontology annotation, molecular function: protein binding.
AUGUACAUCCACUUCCUGCUGAUUCAGAUCAACAUGAGGAAGCAGAAGUAUGAAGAGAGAGAUCCAGAGAAACUCCUGCAGUCCAGCAGAGGAGUGAUCCUCAAACUUGCUGAAGUGGCUUUCAGACAGCUGAUGAAGGGCAAUGUGAUGCUACAGUGGUGUGAUCUCACUGUUCAGUGCUGUGAGAGUUUGUCUUCAGCUCUACAAUCCUCAAACUGUGUCCUGAGAGAGCUGGAGCUGAGUAACAAUGACCUGCAGGAUUCAGGAGUGAAGCUUCUCUCUGAUGGACUGAAGAGUCAACACUGUAAACUGGAGACACUGAGAUUGGUCACGUGUAAUCUCCCUGUUCAGUGCUGUGAGAGUUUGUCUUCAGCUCUACAAUCCUCAAACUGUGUCCUGAGAGAGCUGGAGCUGAGUAACAAUGACCUGCAGGAUUCAGGAGUGAAGCUUCUCUCUGAUGGACUGAAGAGUCAACACUGUAAACUGGAGACACUGAGAUUGUCUGGCUGUAUGGUGACAGAGGAAGGCUGUGGUUUUCUGUCUUCAGCUCUGACUUCAAACCCCUCACACCUGAGAGAGCUGGAUCUGAGCUACAAUCAUCCAGGAGAUUCAGGAGUCAAGCUGCUCUCUGAACAACUGGAGGAUCCAAACUACACACUGGACAAACUCAAUCUGGACCAUGGAGGAGACGCGAGGAUUACAGCAGGACCGCACAAAUAUGUCUGUUUCCUCACACUGGAUCCAAACACAGCACACACUCGUCUCAUUCUGUCUGAGGAGAACAGAGAGGUGAAGAGUGUGAGAGAGAAUCAGCCGUAUCCUGAUCAUCCAGACAGAUUUGAUGAUUACGCUCAGGUGUUGUGCAGAGAGAGUGUGUGUGGACGCUGUUACUGGGAGACUGACUGGAGUGGAGAUCAUGUGUUUAUAUCAGUGUCAUAUAAGAGCAUCAGGAGGAAGGGAGAUGGUGUUGAGUGCUGGUUAGGAUAUAAUGCUCAGUCCUGGAGUUUGCUCUGCUAUUCCUCCAGUUUCUCAUUCACACACAAUAACACACACACUGUUCUCCCAGUGAAGCCGCUCAGCAGGAGAAUAGGAGUGUUUGUGGAUCACAGUGCAGGAACUCUGAUCUUCUACAACAUCUAUAGAGACACAAUGAGCCUCAUCCACUCAGUCCAGACCACAUUCACUGAGCCGCUCUGCCCUGGGUUUGGGCUUUAUUAUCCUGGAUCAUCAGUGAAACUGAGCUGAAGACUGACGAGAGAUUUACCCACAAUCCUCUGCAGGAGCAGUCAGUAGCUGUGUGUGUGUGUGUGUGUGUGUGUGUGUGUGUGUGUGUGUGUGUGUGUGUGUGUGUGUGUGUGUGUGUGUGAGAGAGAGAGAGACCUCAAUGCCCCAUUUCUGACCAUUGCCAAACAGUCCUCUAGCUGAAGCCGUCAUGUAAGCAGCUCAAUGGUCCUCCACUUAAUCGAGGAGAACUGUUCCCUUUAAUGGCUCGUUUCCACUGACUGGUACGGUUCGGUUUGGUACGGGUCACCUUUAUCAGGCUUGCGUUUCCACUAACAAGGGUACCCUUUUGGUGGGCGUGGUGUAUGACAGAAAGUUUCAGUCGACGUCAUUCUCGCUCGAGGAAAUGUCUACAGUAAAGCUGUACGGGUCACUUACAUAUCAUAUGAGCAGCACUUCUCACAACACAGAUGCUUCAUACACAUAAAUACUUGUGUAGAAAUGUUUAUUACUAACCUUUAUAUGAACAUGAGUUGAUUAUAACUGCAGAUCAAUGACAGUGCGAAACAGCCUACUGUAACGUCUGUAAUUAUAUUAAAUAACUAAAUAAAUGAACAUAUAUAAACACAUACAGCCCCUUACGGUCUCCGAUAUGUUCCUAACUACAGAAGAACUACAUAUAGCAGACAUUUCGCUCGUAUUUAAUGUGCUCCUUUUUUCCGGCUU